Messenger RNA from Cheilinus undulatus (humphead wrasse), 5789 nucleotides. RefSeq names its product ubiquitin-conjugating enzyme E2H (UBC8 homolog, yeast) (gene ube2h). The transcript has 7 exons. NCBI's taxonomy places the organism in Eukaryota, Metazoa, Chordata, Actinopteri, Labriformes, Labridae. Bases 205 to 756 code for a protein of 183 amino acids. Gene Ontology annotation, molecular function: ubiquitin conjugating enzyme activity. Gene Ontology annotation, biological process: protein polyubiquitination; ubiquitin-dependent protein catabolic process. Gene Ontology annotation, cellular component: nucleus. The record is from RefSeq and is a predicted model, not a curated record.
CGCUGAGAGGCAGUGAACAGCAGAGGUCUAACGUUAGCUCAGCUACUCAUUAGGACAGAGACAUUGAACAGUGAAGACGUUUUGCGGGGAACAUUUCUGCAAGCAAAUGUUAACUUUCGGAUAAUACAGUUUGCUAGACUGUCUAGCGUUUCGGGGGCUAGCGUUCAGUUUCUCGAGAGGUGUUCUGCGGUGGAAAUAGCAAAAAUGUCGUCUCCAAGUCCGGGUAAAAGGCGAAUGGAUACCGAUGUGGUGAAACUCAUCGAGAGCAAGCAUGAAGUUACCAUCCUCAGUGGACUCAAUGAAUUUGUAGUGAAGUUUUUCGGACCACAAGGAACACCGUACGAGGGAGGCGUGUGGAAGGUGCGAGUAGAUCUUCCCGACAAAUACCCUUUCAAAUCGCCAUCAAUAGGAUUCAUGAACAAGAUUUUUCAUCCCAACAUUGAUGAAGCGUCAGGGACAGUGUGCUUAGAUGUCAUCAACCAGACAUGGACAGCCCUUUACGAUCUGACCAACAUAUUUGAGUCGUUCCUGCCGCAGCUGCUGGCUUACCCGAACCCCAUCGACCCCCUGAAUGGAGAUGCAGCUGCCAUGUACCUUCACCGGCCAGAGGAGUACAAGCAGAAAAUCAAAGAGUACAUCCAGAAAUAUGCAACAGAGGAGGCUCUGAAGGAGCAAGAAGAGGGGGCAGGCGACUCUUCAUCCGAAAGCUCCAUGUCUGAUUUCUCAGAAGAUGAGGCCCAGGACAUGGAGUUGUAGUGAUAGGAGGGCUCCCCCAUCCCGCCCCCUCCUUUAACCCCCCACAGAGACUAUAUUUGAUUUCCUAACCAUGAGAAAAGCAGACUUAUAAUAUUCAUAUUUAAACAAGUUGAUUUUUUAUUAUUAUUAUUACUAAACAAGGAUUUUUAUGGAUAUCUAGCCUUUUGGUGUGUUUGACACCCCUCCCAUUCUGUAGCUGUUUCUCCCUGCACAGAUGUCGCGAUUGCUCUCACAUUCUCUCCCUCUCAUUGAUGCAGUUUUUGAGGUGCAUCAUGUAGUCUUAGGCAGGACUUCUCCUCGCCUGUUUACUCAAAUUUCUCUGUUUUUUUAAAAGCAGUUUUGAAUUAAGGCCUGAAUCCUAAUUUUUCUGUUUUUGUUCCACCAUGCUAACUGAGUCUGACCAACUCUUUAUUAAAUGCUUCAUAACAAACAGAGCUGCUAAGGUGUUUAGCUCUACAAUUACAUUAAGGAACCAAGACUGUAUUUUUAAAGCGCACAAUCACAAAUGGGGUGCAUUAGCACACAUUAGCUUAAAAAUACAAAAGGUGUAGAGCCAAGAACACCCAGAAAUCAACCCUCAAUGUCUCCUAAGCAGGUCUUUUUCAUAAUAUUGAGACAUGUUGGUAAAAUAUAGUCAUUUUUGACAUGUUACUUAAGUUGUUGUUACUCUUGUCUGAAUGGAUGCAUCUAACGCACUACAAGAGCAGCUGAGAAAUGCAAAAUAAAUGCACAAUCUCCUGAGACCCAGGCUUUUGUUGAAAAGCAUUUUUAGUUUCUCUCACUUAUUUAGGACGAGUGGACCUGAUAAGUAAAAAAUAUGGGCUCUGUUUAUGAACAGGAAGUAUUUUUCACCAAAAAUGACGCAUGUGAGGACAACAGUCUUAUCUUACUGUACAACACACAACUUUUUAAACAAAAUUUUAAAUGCAUUUUGAGUGUGUUUUGUCCAGUUGGUCUGGAUUUGAUUAGUGAGUAAGAACAGGUAUGAAUUUAAUUUUCACUAAAAGUUCUGGUCUUGGAAGAUUUCCAUUAAAGUGAUCAGAGAUUUCCAAACAUAGAUAAACCUCUAAAUUCCCUUAAAAUUCAGUAAGCUUUUCUGAAAAGAUAUUCAUAAAAUUUUCACCGCAAAUUCCAUUAGAUUUUCAGAAAAAAUUCAGGCAAAUUCCCCAAAAAUUUCUAAUCAAAUGCCCCAAAAUUUACGAAUAAAUUCCCCCAAAUUCCAAUGAAAUUUCUGGAAUAUUUCCAAACAAAUUCCUUCAGUUUCUCCCCUAAAAAAAUCCUCCCUGAAAUAGAUGAAAAUUCAGAAAAAUUCAGUAACCAGAUUUCUGAUUUAAUUUCCAUCACUUUAAAGAUAAAUUUCCAUGAAAGUGAAAAAAAAAUUAAAACAAAAUUCAAAUAUUUUGGUAAACAUUUCUGAAAAUAUAUACAUGAAAUUUUCACUGAAAAUUCCAUGAAAUUUUCUGAAGAAAAAAAAAAAAAUCAGGCAAAUUCAAAACAAAAUUUCUAAUCAAAUUUCUAAGAAUUUUACAAAUAAAUCCAUUCAAAAUUCCAAUGAAAAUUCUGGAAAAUCUCCAAAUAAAUUCCCCAAAAAUAUCAAACCAAAUUCCCCAAAUUGUACAAAUGAAUUCCCCAAAAAAUACAUUGAUAAUUUGGAGGAUUAUUGAACAAAAACUUUUCCCAAGCACUCAAAACAAUCCAUGACAAUUCAGGAAAAUUUGGAUGGAAAUUCCUACCAAAUUUUUUCAAGCAGAUUUCUAAAACUUUAGAAAUGAUAUCCCCAAAUUCCCAAAAUAACAAAACAGGUCCCAAAAAAUUCUAAAGAAAAUUCCUGAAAAUUUAAAAUGAAUUCUCCAGUAAAUUACUUUUACUUUUACUUUUGUUUUGUUUUUUUUUUCUGGAAAAUUGCCUUAAUAUUUCUAAUGGCAGAAUUUAUUACCAUAGGCUUUGUCCUCAUAUGAACACUCAGGGUCUUAGGAGGAUAAUGAGAAGGUCAGGAUUUCAUGAACAGGUAAUCAAAUGCAUGGCUCUUUAAUACGAGUUAGGUGUUUUGGGUGUUGAUUUGUGUUACUUACACUUGUUUUUGUGGAGCUCCUGGUCAGACUCGAUCAGUGUGAUGGAAACUGAAAACAGCCAAGCUACCCUUUAACCAUCUGACCAUGUGAAUUUUAUAUUUCAGAAAAUUUGCUCUAGUUUUCUGUCAGGAUGCACUUGAGCAACAGACAUUCUCAUUGUGUAUCUUGCAUUGUUUUAGAUUUUAAAACAAAUUUCUAUAAUGUUAUUGUUUCAGAACAGCUUCCAAAGCAGAGAAAGAAUGUAACUAUCACCUGACGUGGUGAAGAAAAACCAGCAUCAAAGUCGGUUUAGAUUUUAGUGAAAAGCAACAAAAAUGGUCACAUGGUUAAAGAUUCAGGUAUGCGUAUCAUUCCUAACGUUCCACAUCCUGCAAAUGCAUGCCCUCCAUAUUGGUUAGAUCAGUGAUAAAUACCCAACUGGACUUACACUUUAUUUUUGCCUGGAUGUGGAUAACUAAAGGAUUGCAAAAUUAGAGCGCAAUAUAUGACAAUUAGCCCUGUAGCAAUUUUUGUUUUGAUUAAAUUUGUAUGUACAGAUUUGUUUCUAAUCCCAAAAGAAAACUUGUAUGAGGUUUAUUGAAAGAGAAUGCAAUCGCAGCUUUGAUAUUUUUCCCCUUCCUUUAUUUCUUGUAUUUUUUUGCGAUGGGGGGGUCAACAAGUUUGGAUUACUUUUUUUUUUAAUGUACAGCAUCUACCUUGUACAGUGCUAAAAACAGUUCUCCGUAGCCUCAUGAAAAACUCCAAAAACACUGGCCGAGUGUUGCUCACGGAGGCUGACGUGGCAGUCAAACUACCUAGAAAACCUUGAGAUGUACUCACUUCAUAGAUUGCAGUAAGAAUCACUGGUUGCUUUGUAAGGCAGAUCCCAAACUGGGAGAUUCAAGGCCGAAUUGUACCCGGGAGGUCCCCUUGUCACCUCUGAUUUCAACUCCCUCUUCUGUGCCUCAUCACAACGGGGACCAGGGAAGACGUCCCCCUAACCAUCUUUUCCAAUGCACCAUGAAAGUCAAAGAAAAGCACAUCCUUUCACUCUCCUCUUCCUACAGUUUAAUCCUUUAAAUUUGUUUCACUCUGUUGCAGUUAAGAGGAAUGACCCAGGGCUGAUGAGCUAAUGAAGGAUUGUUAGAGGUUGGAAACAGAUGGGUUGUAUCUCUCACCCGGGACAUACUGAAAGGCUGGAAAUCAUUCUACUACUUGUUAAACCGUGCUUUUGACUUGUCAGGAUAGUUAGGCUUUUUCUGGGUGUUGACUUCCACAAAAACGGCCGUAUUACAGAUAGUUAGCUUAGUUUUCUACCUGCUGAAGCAUUCAUUGCUCAUCUGACUUUUUUAGUUAGUGUCUGUUGUGUGGUUACAUGUAAAAUACUCCAUAGACAUGCCUGCUUGUCGUCUUCUUAAAGAUUCAGAGUUGUACAGAUGAGGGAUUUCAAAGCGGGGUGUUGAUUAACGUGUAGUGAGCCUGAUAGAGCUAACUGUACAAAAAAUCAAAUACGGGGUUCUGCCUUUUAUAGAUUGUUUCAAACUCUCCACAAGAGACAUCCUUCUCAUUUGUUUUUCAUUUCCAGUAUUUAUCUGAAGAGUUUAAACUUGUAAAGCUAUGGGAUAAUAAUUUCUGUCAUCCAGCCUUGGGUUAGUCUUAAUUGCUCUGGGUUAGCAUCCAGAGCUAACGUUUGUGAUAUCCAACAUUUUUAAGGCAGUAUACAGCUUUGUGAAUGUUUUACCCACUUAAACAGAACAAACCUGCAUAUUGUACCUCAUUCCCGCCUUCAUAGUCAAUGAUUCUUACCUAAAGCUGCCCAUAAAUAUGUAUUUAUUCAUUAAAGAGACCUCCUUUUUUGUUUUUAAUCUGAGCACUGUCAUGGUUCAACUCGAUUUUCACUACUUGAGCUUGAAGUUUUUGUUUUAAGAAAUUCAGAUUGGAAUUCCUGUUUUACUUUUUUGUGCAGUAUUGUACCAGAGUGCUGAAAAUACAGUGUAUCCUUGCUAAGAAUUGUAAUAAAAAUAGCACAUUAUGAUGCAGUGGUGCAACAGGGAGCUAGUGAUAUGUCCGUCUCAAGACUCUGAUGUUUGGGUAAAAUUUGUAGGUUUUAUUUUCAGCAUUAUUUGCAUCUGAUGGGCAUGUAUGGAGCUGAGAGAAUACUGACUGCCUUUGUGUUUCAGGUAAUUGCCUCCAACUAAAAUGGAAAACAAGCUUAUUGUGAUUUUAUUUCAUGUCUUUUUGGCCUCCUCUGCUGAGACAACAAUGCCUAACUGCUACCCACAGGCUUAAACAUCAACACCUGACUGCUACAUUAGGAUUCCUGGAACCUCAAAAUAUCCUGAGCCAUAUCCCCAAAACUCCCACACCCUGCUGGAUACAAUAAAGAUGAAGGUCCUUGGAUAACUGAGUGAACUGCUCUUGCAUUAAUCCAUAGACAGGACGUCCAGGGCCCAUUCUCCCUUUUUUAUCAGCACAGCUGCAGAGAGCCAGCACCCUGAUCCUGUAAAACCACCUCCUCCUCCCCCUCCCCGUGUGUUGACUGUGUCCUCUUGUGCACUUGCAUGCUUCUGGUGUGGAGUCGAGGCCGGCUUGGUGCACACCUCUCCCAUUCUGUCUUGUGCUUUGUGUGGAUUUGUGCCCUGUGCUGGCCUAUUGCUGCCAUCAGGGGAUUGAAGCAGGCACACACAGCAUGGAAAAAAUUGCAGUUUUUUAAUAGAAACUAUGUAUUUGUUACCUAGUGUGUGAUACUUGAGGGGUUAAAAAGUCAAAAGGUUUAUUUUUUGUUUUGAAAAAGUCCAUCCUUGGUCUUAUUUUUAUCACCCUCUCUGCCCUCCUUCUCUUGUUUUUUCUUUGCAUUGUGAAGUGGGCAUGCUUGUCAUUAAACAGACAAAAUGCUCUCUAUUAAUAGGCUUAUAACCUCAUAAAUAGUUGUGUAUAAAAAACUGUUAUAACUUCUUUUUUAAUAAAACAUCCAAUGUGUAU